Periophthalmus magnuspinnatus is the source of this 571-nucleotide messenger RNA. RefSeq names its product dynactin subunit 6-like. Bases 5 to 571 code for a protein of 188 amino acids. Gene Ontology annotation, biological process: mitotic spindle organization. Gene Ontology annotation, cellular component: dynactin complex. NCBI's taxonomy places the organism in Eukaryota, Metazoa, Chordata, Actinopteri, Gobiiformes, Gobiidae. Gene Ontology annotation, molecular function: dynein complex binding. The record is from RefSeq and is a predicted model, not a curated record. The transcript is spliced from 8 exons.
CGCCAUGGAUAAACAAAACGCACAGAAAGGUGUCAAAAUAGCCGCCGGUGCUGUCGUUUGUGUCGAAAGUGAAAUCAGAGGAGAUGUGACCAUAGGUCCCAGGACAGUGGUCCAUCCUAAAGCUCGAAUCAUUGCAGAAGCAGGGCCCAUUGUCAUCGGAGAAGGCAAUUUGAUUGAAGAGCAGGCACUUAUUAUUAAUGGUCAUCCAGAAAAUAUCACACCAGAUUCAGAAUUUGAACCAAAGACUAUGACCAUCGGCAUCAAUAACGUGUUUGAAGUGGGAUGCACAUCCCAAGCUCUGAAAAUUGGAGACAAUAAUGUAAUAGAAUCAAAAGCUGAAGUUGGUAGAAACGUCAUAUUGACCAGCGGCUGCAUUAUCGGAGCGUUUUGCAGAGUCAACACCUGUGAGGUUAUACCUGAGAAUACAGUUAUUUACGGCUCAGGGUGCAUGAGGAGGGUGCAGACUGAGAGACCACAGCCCCAAACUCUACAACUGGACUUUUUGAUGAAGAUUUUACCAAACUACCACCAUCUGAAGAAGACGAUCAAACCAGGUCACAAUCCCAGCUAG